AUGCAGCGCGCCGCCGCAUGGGCCGCGUCCCUGGCCAUCCGCCGCUUCGCGUCGUCGGCCUGCCGACCUGCGUUCUCCAAAGCAGCGACGUCUCUUCUGCCCGCCACGGCAGUGCUCAGCGCCGGCACGCGUUUGUCCCUCCAGCCAACCGCAGCAGCUGCGGCGGCGGCGCUGUGUGCCCGCCGCGGCUACGCCGGCGGGGCUCGGAAGGCGAAGGCGGCGGUAAGCGAGGACGAGGACGAGGAGGACGACGAGUUCGAGGCUAUGGGCAGCGACGGGGAGUUCGACGGUGACUUCGACGAGGAGGAUCUGGAGGACGACGACUCCGAAGAUUGCGACGAUGAACCAGUAAAGAAGCGCGGGAGGUGCUGACUCGGCUCGGUUGAGAGAAAAAUUUGUUUCGAUUGUUUCUCGUAAUAGAGAGAAAAAGAAAGAAUUAAAAUAAUCCUGCUUUGAUUGAAAAUACUAUGUACUCUUCUAGUUCACUGUUAUGUGCUUCUUGUUUGGGCAGUAGAGUUUCAGGUUUUGUGAGAUUGG
Molecule: messenger RNA, 537 nt
Organism: Lolium rigidum
Lineage: Eukaryota; Viridiplantae; Streptophyta; Magnoliopsida; Poales; Poaceae
Product: zinc finger protein castor homolog 1-like
Exons: 1
Coding region: 1-372 (123 amino acids)
Source: RefSeq, a predicted model, not a curated record